UUUUUGUGCUUUUCUCUAUUUCUGUGUUUUGAGUAUUCCAAUUUGUGAUUUUCUAGUCAUAAGUUGUACAAACAAAAGUAAAACCUUUUGGUAAUCAGUCUUAGAUGGGAUACGAUUGAGAGAUAAAAUAUAGGGAAGGUUUUGGCUCCCCAUGCACCAAAAAAAAAAAAUCUAGUGUUAUUAAAAUAGCAUUGAGAUUGGCAUAUGCACUGAGAUUAACACAAUGUACAUAAUUACUCAUAUCCUAGAUUUUUACGGUAGCUUUCUAGAUCAAGAAGGCCUUUAUAGGAAUGUUGUGCAUUAUAUCAUCCAAGAGUCGUGUUUCUGUGGCGUUCUGUCAUUCGUAUAAUAAGGCAUAGUUUAUAGAUUGGAGUUCCUUCCUUUGUCAUUUCUGCUAUGGUUGCUCUGGGCAAUGUUUUUCUCCUAAUUUUGUCGUUAAUUUAUGGUUUUCUAGCCUCCUACGCUUUGAGCGUGCAGUUAAGUAAGGCGCUAUCAUCACUUUUUUUUUAUGUAUGGCAUUUUUUGCAGUUGUCUGUCUUUUAUAUUCCAUUUUUUUAUCUGUAAUUGUAAAGGACCUACGAGCACCAUUAGAGAUGAAACUGUACUAUUUUUGUUCUAUUAAUGGGAGCAUUUGAUGUGUCUCUUCAGAGGACUUAAAGUUGGAGGAGCAAUUUGCAGCAAUGAAUCUCUCUGAUCCUGAAUAUGCUCCUCUCAUGGAGUCAAUUCUUUCCGCAGACUUAACAAAUGGCGCCCAAUCAUUUGGUAUUCACAAAGCUCAUCAAGCCCCAAAUGGUGUUUGCCUUGACAAAAUUGGAAAUGGAUCUUACAUUGGCAUGGCUCCACACCCUGAUGGCUCUGACCGUGUCUUUUUGUGGAAUCAACAAGGUAAAAUAUGGAUUUCCACUGUUCCUGUGGGUGGAUCUAAUGAAGUGUUGGAGCUUGAUGAAUCCAAGCCCUUUCUAGAUAUAACUGAUCAAGUGCUUGUUGGCGCGCAAUUUGGGGUAAUGGGAAUGGAUUUCCAUCCUAAUUUUGUGAGUAAUGGUCGUUUCUUUGUUUCUUACCACUGUGAUAAGUUGCGACACUCAGGAUGUUCAGCCAGAUGCUCAUGUAACUCAGAAAUUAGCUGUGAUCCAGCAACACUUCCAAUAGACAGUGGCAUUGUGCCAUGCCAGUAUCAAAUUGUAGUAUCAGAGUUCACAGCAAAUGGUACUGCAUCAACACCCUCCUUGGCAGAAAGUGCUGAGCCAUUGGAAGUGAGGAGGAUAUUUACAAUGGGACUUCCAGAUAAGGGAGUUCAUGGAGGCCAGAUUCUCUUUGGCCCUGCAGAUGGUUUUUUAUAUGUUAUGACUGGAAUUGGCACACAUCAAGGGGACCCUUACAAUUUUGCACAAAACAAGAGAUCAUUGCUCGGAAAGAUCUUGAGGAUUGAUGUGGAUCAAAGAAAUGAAGUUCAUGAUCAAGGGCUUUGGGGAAAUUACUCCAUACCAAGAGAUAAUCCGUACAACAAUGACAGGCAAUUAGCACCUGAAAUUUGGGUUUUGGGUCUUAGAAAUCCUUGGCGUUGUAGUUUCGAUUCAGAAAGACCUCCCUACUUCAUGUGUGGAGAUGCUGGACAGGACCGGUACGAAGAGAUAGACAUGAUAACAAAGGGUGGAAACUAUGGGUGGUCCAUCUAUGAAGGCCCUUAUCCCUUCGAACCAGAAAAUGUCCCCGAAAAAAACACUUCUUCUAGCUCCAAUAGUCCCAUAUUCCCGGUCAUGGGAUACAACCACUCUGCAGCUGAUAAGACAAUUGGUUCAGCGUCCAUAACCGGUGGCUACUUCUAUCGGUCUCAAACUGAUCCCUGUCUGUAUGGAAGGUACUUGUACAUAGACUUGUAUCCGGAUGGAAUUUGGUCAGGUAUUGAAAAUCCUGAAAACAGUAGAAACUUCACUAGUUCAAAAAUCCCAUACAGGUGCGCGCAUGAUUCUCCAAUCCAUUGUGAAGAAAUUGCAGAGGGUGUUAUGCCUGCUAUAGGAUAUGCUGCAUCUUUUGGAGAAGACAAUAGAAAAGACAUUCAUAUACUGACAACCACCGGCGUCUACAGAGUUGCACGUCCAAGUAGGUGUAAUUACCAUUGUCCUAAAGAAAGAACUGUUGCUAGUAAACCACCACCUCCUCCUGUUUCCUUGUCUGGAAAAUUAUGGGAGAGUGCAAAAUUCUAUGCUCUUCUUGUUUCUUCCUUGAUGCUGCUUUUGUUGAAUCUUGUGUAAUGGGAUAUGCGAUCUUGUUAUCAUUAAUGAUUAUCCAAUUAGUAGCAAAUGUAGUCUUUCUUUUCCAUAUUCUUCGUCAUUAAAAUCUCUAGGAUCUUGUUAAUACCGAAGAUCAGCUCAACUAAGAGUUGCAAAAAAGUAAACUAAACUUUACUUACACAAUAACAAC
Lycium barbarum (goji berry) is the source of this 2421-nucleotide messenger RNA. Its product is annotated as HIPL2 protein-like. Bases 681 to 2252 code for a protein of 523 amino acids. The record is from RefSeq and is a predicted model, not a curated record. The transcript has 6 exons. NCBI's taxonomy places the organism in Eukaryota, Viridiplantae, Streptophyta, Magnoliopsida, Solanales, Solanaceae.